ACCCCAGCACUUAGUGUGGUGCCUGACUGGUAGUCAGAACUUAACAGACAGUGUCAACACCUUCUUCUCUUCUCAUUGUAGCGGGGUUAUCGCCUGGCUGUUCUCCAGCCCCUCCUUAGCGUCCCCUUCUCAGCUAUUUAAGUUCUUCAUCAAUUAAUCAACUAAUGGCUUCUACCGAGGGCCUGUCGAUCGCAAAACGCUGUAUAUUUGGGAGAGUGCCACAGAAGCGGAAGUUUACAGUCUAAUGGCGCUAGUCUAAACAUUUCUUCCCCCUUCAUCCUCCUCUCAUUUUUUUUUCCCCAUCUGUUUGGCUGCCACUUCUGUCUUUAUCCGUGUUUUUCGAGUGGGUAAGGCCGGGAUCUCCUCGAGGCAAACCAGGCCGUCCUAUGUGUUUUUUCCAAAAGUCACUCGAGCACCCUGUCCAGGGCUCUUCGUCCAACGAGCCUUAGAACCAAACAGUGCUCUCGACGUCAAAUCCCGUGCAGGCGGGAAUCGUGUCUACCAGCUCCAUUAUAGUAAAGUCUCCCAACCGCUCGGGACGGCGUUCUGCCAACGCUCUGAAGAGGAGUCCCGGCCCCGGAUGUCCCCAGGCAGAGAGCUCGGUCGAACCCUCCCUCGUCCUGCUUGCUCCUAGGGCCGGAGAGCGGCGGCGGCGACCCAUCGUCCGUCCCUCGGUCGUCGUCCCCGCCCCGGGAGGCUCCGCCAUGAUCUGGAAGCCCCUCGGCUCCGCGCUGCCGGCCGGGAACUUCUCCGACUGCCCCAACGGGUCCCGCUGGGUGUGGGAUGUGUUCGGGGAGUGUGCCCAGGAUGGCCGGGACAUCGCCAGCGUGGCCCUGGGCCUGGCUUCCAUCGUCUGCUUUGCCGCCGCCUCCUUUCCCCAGUACUUCCAGGCCUGCAAGACGGGCAACAUGGACCAGGCCCUGUCCGUGUGGUUCCUCGUGGGCUGGCUGGGCGGAGACUCCUGCAAUCUCAUUGGCUCCUUCCUCGCCGAUCAGCUGCCACUGCAGACCUACACCGCCGUGUACUACGUGCUGGCCGACCUGCUCAUGAUGUCCCUCUACUUCUAUUACAAGUGCAAGAACCGGGGCUUCUCACGGUCGGCGCCCAUCAACACCGCCUUCCUGUUCAUCUUCUUGGGGAGCGUGUCAGCCACCCCAUUCCUGGGGACCUCCAGUCCUCCGGCCCCGGCAGACACCCCCUUCAGGGGUCGGACGCUCCUGGCCCUCGGGUCUGAGCCGAGCGAUAAGCCCUUCACCCGGAGGGAGAUCAUCGGCUUCGCCGUCGGCUCCAUCUCCAGCAUGCUCUACCUGCUGUCCCGCCUGCCGCAGAUCUACACCAACUUCCAGAGGAGAUCGACCCAGGGCAUCUCCUACUCGCUCUUCGCCCUGGUGAUGCUGGGGAACACCCUCUACGGGCUGAGCGUGCUGCUCAAGAACCCCGAGCCUGGGCAGGCCGAGGGUAACUACAUCCUCCACCACCUGCCCUGGCUGAUCGGCAGCCUGGGCGUGCUGCUGCUGGACACCAUCAUCUCAAUGCAGUUCUUCGCGUACCGGCAGGGCCGGUUGGAGCAGCAUGAGAGAGAACCCCUCCUGGGCAAGGACGCAAGCUGACCGGGAGCCCGGGCUGAGCCCUGGACGACAAGGGAACAGAGAUGGAGAAGGGAAGGCCGGGGGCAGGGAAGGGAUCAGGGCACCCCCGACCCCCUGGCUGGUCCCGUCUUGGUGCCGAGAGUCCCGAGACUCUUCCCCAUCCUCCCGGCUCCGUACCGCAUCUGUGAACGCGCCGCUCCCCGGAGGGAGCCGGGACUGAACCCCCAGAGCCGCUCUCUGACCGUCGGGCCGAAGGCAGCAUCGCGGCCCCUGGAUGAAGCCUCACACCGGGGCUGGUCUCCCUGGGCCACGGCUUCCCUCAGAGCCAGGUCACGCUCACGGGAGAGCAAGCCGGGCCUCGGGCCGGGCCGGAAUGGCCGGUCACCUCAGCCCUCUCCCUAACCCGACUCCUCCGCGACUGGCUCCCGGCGGGCAGAGCCCCUGCACGACCAACCGACUUAUUAUUUUAUCUGCUGCCCAGCCCAGUAAACUCUACUUCCUUGUUA
Molecule: messenger RNA, 2095 nt
Organism: Ornithorhynchus anatinus (platypus)
Lineage: Eukaryota; Metazoa; Chordata; Mammalia; Monotremata; Ornithorhynchidae
Gene: SLC66A1
Product: solute carrier family 66 member 1
Exons: 8
Coding region: 705-1610 (301 amino acids)
Source: RefSeq, a predicted model, not a curated record